AUGCCGUCCUGCCUGCCUGGCAUCGCCGGCGAAGAGGAGCUGAAGAGACUCCAAGAAGAAAUUCUUGAAGGCCUCGUGGCAGAUUCCGAGGACGACGUCGACGCUCAGGGCGAAGACGGGGUCCCCGAGGUCGCCGAAGGCGUGGAAGGUGAAGAGCCGCCGCCGAUCCGAGAUGAAUUAGCGGAAGGCCUCGCAGCGAUCGAGGACCUCAUCGCCGGGCGUGCCGCCCCCGUGCAGGCCCCCAGCCGGCCUGCUACAGGAGGCCCGUCCAUCUUGUCGGAGCCUGCCGUCCUCGUGGCUUCAGGAGAGGAUGCAGUCGAGGACGUUCGCCACCUCGUCUUCCGCUAUCAGCGGCUCCGUAGCCUGGACUUGCCAGGCACCGUGGACUUCGUGCGCCUGUCAGGCCUGGAGGUCCUCUCCCUCUCCCACAACGAGCUACGAGACCUGGAGCCCCUCCGGCCACUGGUGGCUCUCCGCGAGGUGAACCUCAACUUCAACCAAGUCGAGGACCUGAGCCCCCUGUUCGAGUGUGAGCAGCUGACGAAGGCUUUCGUGGCGCACAACCGCAUACGAAGCAUCGCAGGCCUGGAAUGCGGAUGUGGCCGCUUGGAGGAGCUCUCACUGCUUGGAAACCAGCUCGCCGCCGACACUUCGCAGGAGAUUCUUGCCACACUGGCUGCUUUGCCGCAUCUCCGCGCCCUAGAUGUGGCCGAGAACGAGGCGUUUCGUCUGCCCAUGGAACGUCAGCAGCUUCUUGAGGCGUUGAGGCCCGGAACAUCACUGGCCGUCCUGGAUGGCGAGCCCCUGGACGCGGGGAGUUUGGGAGGCAAGACGCCUCCCACUUCCGCGCCCCAAAGCGAGGGCUACAAGCCAGACUCUCGAGGUGGGACAUCACCCUCUGCCAGUCCACCUGGCACAGGCUCCGGCUCGCCAGAUGCCAGCCCUCGAACUCGACCUGGAACCGCGCCCACGUCAGCCACUGGCCGGGUUCGGCCGCCCUUGCCACCCAAGGGGUUGCCGGCAGGAGGUGGCUACCCAGCACCCUCUGCGCUGCCUCCUUUGGGAGGCAGCCUCCGGUCAAGCCGCAGCAGCAAAUUCGACGAGGACCUCCAAGCUUGGCUCGCAGAAGGGCUGCCCUUCCUCAGCUCCAGUAGCCUUCUCAGUACUGAGACUGUCAUCACUGUGCAGCUGCACGGGUCCAGCUCUGAGGCGAAGAACCACGAGAGGCAACGUGACCACAGGAAGUCGGUAGAAGCCUCCCGCUUCUUCUUGCAGGAAGGUUACGGGUAUGCGGCGCCAAAGAAGCUUCGCUUGCUGCUACGGGCAAAGGGCGACUACGUCGAGCUCGGAGACGUGAUCGGGACCGGCGCACAGGGCCAGGUCUUUGCCUGCCGGCGUGAAAAGAGCGAUGCUCGCUUGGCUGCCAAGGUCGUCGACUGCCAUCGGCUGCAGCUGUCCGCAGAUGAGCCGGAGAUCGUAGUGAAGAAGAUGGAGAACGAGGUGCGAAUCCUUCGCAACGCGGAGCAUGAACACUGUGUGAGCCUCUAUGACAUCUACAGAACGCCCCGCUGGAUCGUCUUGAUCAUGGAAAGGCUGGAGGGCGGCGAGCUCUUCGAGCAGAUCGCGAAGAAGCGGACGCUCAAAGAACUUGAAGCCAAGCAUGUCUUUCAACAGAUCGUGUCUGGCCUGGUGUUUCUGCAUGGCAAGAAGAUUGCCCACAGAGAUCUGAAGCCUGAGAAUGUGCUGAUCGCCAAGAUGCGGCAAGCAGACCCUCCGAAUGAGGAUUGCACAUUGUAUGACAUCAAGAUCGCGGACUACGGGCUCAGCAAGUACAACGAUGAGGGGGAGCCUCUUCGGAGCAUGGUUGGGACACCCCAGUACUGGGCGCCAGAGAUGCUCAAAGCCAAGGGCAGGCAGGGCUACGACGAGCGAGUCGACCUCUGGAGCUUAGGGGUCCUGCUCUAUGUGAUGCUCUACGGCAGAUACCCUUUUCGAGGCGACAACGCGAACGAGCAGAUCAAGAACGGCACGUUCGAGCUCUCGCGCGUGAAGUCCCCGCCAUCGGAAGAUGCCCAAGACCUCAUCAGGAAACUUCUGAAAGUGAAUCCUGGAGAUCGUCUUCCGCUCUCAGGCUGCUUGGAACAUCCGUGGCUGGUGGGCGAAAAGAAGAAGGCUCCUUCUCCACCCCAGCCCGCCUCAGCGGUCGCAGUCCGCGCCGUCACCCCACGGGCACCCUUUGACCUCCGCGAGUUACUCCGACUGCAGGUUUCCUUGGGGCGAUCCUUGGAAAUUGCCUGCCUCGCAUGCCGAAGUCAGCACCCCGAGCUCGCUGCAAGCAUCCGAGAGACCAUUAUGCAGGCGCAACUACUCUGGCAGCAGGCGGUCAAGGUGAUUGGCCAGUACGCACAGGUGUCCCGGAAAGUCAUCGAGACGGUGCUGCCCGACUUGAACUUAGCAGUUCAGGAAUCAGUGCCAGAGCUGGGGUAUGACCUACUGAGUAUGGUGGAGAGUUGGAUCCAAAAGAUGACCGCUGACAGCGAAAAGAUGCACUGGCUCUGCACGGAGCUGUCGAAGCAUCUGGAGAAGAUGAUCCAUCAGGCGCAAGCUCAGCAGCUGCAGCUUCAAGCGGCAGCUCCAGAGGCAAGGGCCCCGCAGCCUCCCAAUGCCAUCUGCGAUGCUGGCAGUCAAGCUACCCCACACAGAAGGCAAGAUCUCUUCGACGAGCUGGAGCUCUUUGCAAACAAGAUCUCCAGGGGGACGUACUCCGACGUCCCUGGGACCCCGAUACUGCUGCACGUGAAGACCAGCCGUCGUCGGGCACAAGACGAAUUUGGCGACGGAAAUUGUUCCCGGAGGGCCCCGAUACUGCUGCACGUGAAGACCAGCCGUCGUCGGACACAACACUGGAGUGGCGGAAGCCAGAGGAGCUCGUCUAUCAACGGGUGCAUUCACCAAGGCUUGAAGAAGCCCAGCACCUUUGCAGGAGCUUUGCUUCAAGAAGCACGGGAAACGCCGUGCGCGGCCCAAGUCGGCGAAGAUUUCAUUAUCAUCACGUGGGUGGAGCAGAAUGCCGUGCUGGUGACUCGGAGCCCCGCGACUAUGGAGGACAUGAUUCCUAUCAUGCUCUUCCGCUGGUCGAGCCCGGUGACGUGCUACUGCUUUGCCCCAGAGCUGGAUGCGCCAGGGCCAGCCAGUGGAGACUGCACUUCGUUUCGACUUCUGGGUGGGCAGCCAUUUAUGGAAGUGGUCUCGCAGCGGCCACUUCCUGUUGUGAGGCCGGUCCAACAGUGGACUCGGCGGGCUGUGCAGCAGCAGCCCCUCCGAGUACUCACCAGGGCGCCGCCAGCGGCAGCGCCUCCAGUGACCGGCUCGUUCACUCCAAGCACCUCUCUGGUCUAUGUGGUGGAGGAGCCGCUGUCCGACUUCAACAAAGCCGGUUUCGAGCUGCUGCAGCGACUUGGCCUGCUGGCCGAGUGCGGUGAUGGCGUUCAUAUCCGUGUGGUCUGCAGCUGGCCGUUGAAACGGAAGAUAUGA
Symbiodinium sp. CCMP2592 is the source of this 3534-nucleotide messenger RNA. Lineage: Eukaryota; Dinophyceae; Suessiales; Symbiodiniaceae. The record is from the annotation of a GenBank genome assembly.